GCAAAUUUUAAGCCUUAAAUUUUGUUUUCACUAUUUGAAUCAUGAAUAUGCUGACAGGACGCUUGUCAAUUUGAAAUUUUUUGCAAUGAAUCACUUUAAAUAUGAAUUUUUAAUUGCUGGAGUAGCAGGAGGUACCAUGUCAACCUUAUUACUCCAUCCACUUGAUUUAAUUAAAAUACGAUAUGCCGUGGAUGAUGGACGCAGCAAACUUAAUUUACACCACAAUGGAUUGUCUAAUACUUUCAAGAAAAUUAUCAUAUCAGAAGGUUAUUCUGGGUUGUACAAAGGGCUGACGCCCAAUAUUUUGGGAUCAGGAACUUCGUGGGGACUGUACUUUCUUAUAUAUAACUAUGUAAAAGCUUGGCUACAAGAACAAAAAUCCAAAGAAUCUUUAGGACCUUGGUCACAUAUGUUAGCUGCUGCAAAUGCUGGAAUUUUAACUUUAUUGAUAACUAAUCCGAUCUGGGUUAUCAAAACUAGACUCUGUCUGCAGUAUGCUGAAGAAGUGCAUCUUUCCAAAACCAUAAAAUACUUUGGCAUGAUGGAUGCAUUUAAAAAAAUUAGUCAAAGCGAGGGUAUUGGAGCUUUUUAUAAGGGUUUGGUACCAGGUUUAUUUGGUGUAUCUCAUGGUGCGAUGCAAUUUAUGACCUAUGAAGAAUUAAAGAAAUUCUAUAAUAUUUAUAGAAAUCGUCCAUUCAAUGAAAAACUUGGAACAAUACAAUAUAUUUUUUGUGCGGCCAUUUCAAAGAUGAUUGCGUCAACCGUAACCUACCCGUAUCAGGUAAUAAGAAUUCGACUGCAAGAUCAACACCACAACUAUAAAGGUACAUUGGACUGUAUCAGAUGUAUAUGGAAGUACGAAAAAGGUGGUGGAUAUUACAAAGGACUCAGUAUUAACCUCGUAAAGGUCACUCCAGCUACUAUAAUUACUUUUGUUGUUUAUGAAAAUUUAGUUAACUAUCUUAUUAGUUUAAGAGAAAUAAAAUUGUAUUAAUAUUUUAAGUUUUCAAGCUUUCUAGUAGUUGAUUUAUAAAGCUGAAGUCACUUUCAAGUCACCAUGUUUAUAAGUAAAGUAAGUCAUAUUAAUUAUAGAAUAGUAAGAGCAAUUUUAAGUUUGAAAUAUGACUGAACCAACCUAUUGUUUUAAAACGCAUCAUAAUUUGCCUUAAAAAUAAACAGAGCUACUGCAGAGUUAAAUGGAAGAUCUUCGGACAUUGUUUAAAAUGAUAAAUAGUGAUUGUUGUA
Molecule: messenger RNA, 1245 nt
Organism: Copidosoma floridanum
Lineage: Eukaryota; Metazoa; Arthropoda; Insecta; Hymenoptera; Encyrtidae
Product: solute carrier family 25 member 32
Biological process (GO): nucleotide transport; transmembrane transport
Source: RefSeq, a predicted model, not a curated record